GGGAGGAAGGGGGGGAGGAAGGGGGAGGGGGGAGCGCAGGUAAAGGUGAUCUGCUCCGUCGCGUCUCCUCCUCCUCAGGAAACAUACCGAUGAGUCGGCGACUCCCUUUGUUUUUCUCCAGUUUUGAUCCAACUGCGCAAACACAAGGAACAUGGUGAAAGAAGAGGAGGAGUCACCCAACCGGCCUGACAACACCGCCUUCACUCAGCAGAGGCUUCCGGCAUGGCAGCCCAUGCUCUCCGCUGGCAUCGUCAUCCCGGGUUUUGUCGUCAUUGGCCUGGUGUUCAUCGGCAUCGGGGUCGCCCUCUUCGUCACCUCGCGGAGCAUCACGGUGCUGGAGAUCGACUACACUGGGGUUGAGAAAGACUCGCCAUGCUUCAAGUGCAGCGACCCAGAUAUCAAGAAUUGCGGGUGCAAAGUGGACUUCUCCAUUGACACUCUCUUUGAGGGCCCCUUGUUCUUGUAUUAUGGUUUGUCCAACUACUUCCAGAACUACAGACAGUACGGUGCGUCUAAAGAUCUCACCCAGCUGUCCGGAGACCUGGCCAGUUUUAAGGAUCCCAGUGAUGUAUGUUAUCCAUAUGAUUACAGCGUCCAGAAACCAAUUGUCCCAUGUGGAUCAAUAGCAAACAGCAUGUUCAAUGACACCUUCAAGCUGUUUCACAUUGUCAAAGGGACAAGAAAGCAGGUGGCCCUGGAUGGAAAGGGGAUCGCUUGGUGGACGGACUACAACGUCAAAUUCAGAAACCCCCUGGUGAACCCUCUGAAAAACGCCUUCAACGGCACUACCAAACCCCCGUUUUGGCCCAAGCCUGCUUACGAGCUGGACCCCACUGACCCUGCCAACAACGGCUUCGACAACCAGGACUUCCUGGUGUGGAUGAGGGCGGCGGCUCUGCCAAAUUUCAGGAAGCUGUAUCGACGUAUCUCUGAGGGCGAAUACGAAAAGGGUCUGCCAGCCGGCAACUACUCUCUGGAAAUUGCCUACAAUUAUCCUGUUCUGCAGUUUGAAGGCAGAAAGAAGGUGGUGUUCAGCAACGUGUCCUGGAUGGGUGGCAAGAACGAGUUCCUGGGUAUUGCCUACCUCGUGAUUGGCUCAUUGUGCGUCGUCAUGUCCGUAGUCAUGCUCAUCGUCUACGCCAAAUUCAAGUUCCCCGAGGAGGACUAAUCUCUGGUCAUUGACUUUAGUUAAAUUUAUCUACUCUUCCCAGAUUAUUUUUUCCCACCCUUUUUUACUCAGUAAAUUGAUGACAGCACAGUUCAGUGCGCACAUACAGAGGAGUACAGGCUCAACCUAUGAACCGAGGCCACAUGUUGCUCUGGAGUGCAGAAGAACCUGCUGUUUAUUUUUGAGAGUUAAGACUUAAAUUUCUCCAUCGACUGCAUAUUGGGGAACUGGCUUUGUGGACGAUGUGGGAAUAUUUCUAAUUUGUACAUAUACUCGUCUUUUGGCACAUAUUUGACAAAAACAUAUCAAGUUUAUUCCAUUAAGAUUCAUGCUCUCUCUUUUAUUCAAAAAUAAAGCCUCCAUCAAUAAUCCAAAGAGAUGAAGGUCGAAGCUGACAGUCUGCAGGCAGAUAAAUUAAGACAUACUGUACAUAUGCUCCUGUGUAAAUGAUCAAAUGAGCAUUUUCCAGUUUAAGCAGCUCAGAUUAUGCACCUUUUAGUUGAUUAUUUGACCACAAGGGGGGGAACAGCAGGGUGUUUUUAGGUAGUGACGUGUUGUGUUACAUAAAACUUUUGUUUUUCAUCAUCACAAAAUGAGCUGUCUCAGUCCUAAAUGAUUAUGUCAAAAAUAAUAUCAAAGCCAUAAAUCAUUUGAGAAGCUACUUGACUAUGGAAAAGUAGUUACAUUUUACUGUGUGUGUGUGUGAUGUAACGUGAAGUGACUGCUGUAGAAAUUGUGUAUAUGUUGCUCUGCUAUCUCAGGGAAAUGAUUACAGGCUGUGCAUCUCAGUUUUUAACUUGCAUUUGAAUCUGAGAUUUUAACUCUUCUUGCUUGUAUUUAUUUAAUAAAACUGAACCAAACGUUA
This is a messenger RNA of Pleuronectes platessa (European plaice), 2033 nucleotides long. RefSeq names its product transmembrane protein 30B (gene tmem30b). NCBI's taxonomy places the organism in Eukaryota, Metazoa, Chordata, Actinopteri, Pleuronectiformes, Pleuronectidae. Gene Ontology annotation, cellular component: plasma membrane; Golgi apparatus; endoplasmic reticulum. The record is from RefSeq and is a predicted model, not a curated record. The transcript has 8 exons. Bases 152 to 1168 code for a protein of 338 amino acids. Gene Ontology annotation, biological process: phospholipid translocation.